AUGGACGUCUGCUGCUUCGCCCUGAUGCUCGAGUACAUGUAUACGGAGACAGUCCUUCAGGUUCCCUCGCCUCUGGUUCAAGCCGCCUCGGACCAGCCGUCAGAGACGCUGCUGCGCCUUAUGGAAUACGGGAGCAUGUACUUCAUGCGGGGCCUCGUGAAUGUGUGUGCGGCGUUGCUGUCGCCUCUCGUGGACGUCUCCAACGUCUGCAGGGUCUACACCGCGGCGAAUCUCCUUCGGCUCGACCGACUGCUGUUUCGCUGUGCGGCGGUGAUGGCGGAGAGCAUCGACGCGCUUUUACCGAGGCGGGACUUCCACGAUCUCGUCCUUUCAUCUGCCCACUCUGUUGAAAACCGCGAGGAAGUCGACUCCAUCCCAGUUGUAGAGGAGAUCACCGACGCGCUCGCGCAGAUUUACGGCAUCGCGCAGAGCCCCGAAGAAACUGAGGGCGCCCUGGAGUGGACGCUUCCGCCAGGGGUGCUGCCGUUUACGAGCGACGGCGCAGAAGCAGAAGAGACGUCAGCGAGCCGGGGCACCUCCGCGACCUUGAGGCUCCACGCCGAAGCCUCCACGUGCCUCUCGCCGUCGACGUCCGCGCCGCCUUCGGAUUCAGAGGGCGCGCACGGGAGGCGCAGCAGACGGGGAGAUGGCGGCAGGGUUGCCGGCGGGGGCGAGCGCGCGGCGGCGAACAGACGAGCCCGACGCCAAGGGCGAUUUGGAGGCGGCUCGCAGAGGUUGCGGGAAAGUCCCUCUCAACAGCGAACGCACUUGCCCGUCGCGCCCGACGUGCUGCUCAUGCGGAGUCUCUAUCAAGAGAAAGCUGAACAGAUCGACCAGCUCCUGGCACACCUACAGCUCGACGCGUGA
Molecule: messenger RNA, 867 nt
Organism: Besnoitia besnoiti
Lineage: Eukaryota; Apicomplexa; Conoidasida; Eucoccidiorida; Sarcocystidae
Exons: 3
Coding region: 1-867 (288 amino acids)
Cellular component (GO): ubiquitin ligase complex; cytoplasm
Source: RefSeq, a predicted model, not a curated record